Molecule: messenger RNA, 4105 nt
Organism: Ruditapes philippinarum (Manila clam)
Lineage: Eukaryota; Metazoa; Mollusca; Bivalvia; Venerida; Veneridae
Exons: 15
Coding region: 82-2553 (823 amino acids)
Source: RefSeq, a predicted model, not a curated record
UAUCGGAUAUUUAGAUAUAAGAUAUUUUGACAGAAUAAAGAGCUAGAGAUUUAUUUCAUAUACAGAGCAUAAUUGAACGAUAUGGAACUUAGAAAAAUCCUGUCAAUACUAGAAAGUCUGAUAUCAAAAAUCGGCAAUUCUUCACUUCGCCAUGACCUCACACAGUUGAUAGAUUUUGCAAACGAAUGUGUGCAUAGUUUUAUGUAUUCAUUUGAUGUUGAUGGAAAUGCAAUAUUGGAGGAAAAUGAAAGACUAAGAAAAAUAAAAUGCCCUAGUAGAGUAGAAGUGGAGCGUUUGUAUCAGACAUUGCAGAGGUUCAAGUCUUCUAUACAGAUAUCGAAUGACAAAACGGAUACGUUUAAAUCAAAAAUUCAUGAUAAUGUUAUGAAUUACAAUGAACAGAAAAAGAGAAAUAAAGAAGAAAUAUCGAAUAAACAACAAGAUAUCGCUAAAUGUGAAGACCAAAUUAAGAAUGUAAACAGUACAAUUGAAGCAUGUGAAAAAAGGGCAAUCGAUAUGGAAAUUGGAGCGCAUGAGCUUGAGAGAAGAGCUAGAAGUUUGCCAAAACGAUCAGCUCGACAUCGCGAAAACGGCUUCCUGUGGACACUUGCUAGUACAACAGGUGGAAUUGUUUUUACUCCAUUUACAGCAGGUGCAUCAUUGGUUGCAGGCCUCACCUCAGCUGGAAUAGGUUUGAAGGUUAACUUCGAUUCUGCCAGUGACUGUGAUAGAAAAGCGACUAGUUUAAGGUAUGGAGCAAGUAUUGAAAGAAGAAAGGUAGAAGAUCAACAUAAAAGAAAAUGUGAACUUCUUGCAGAAAAGCAAAAUAUACACACAAAGAUAUAUACCUAUGAAAGGACAAUAAAAGAGUUAUCCGAAGUACAUGACACACUGGAUUUAUGCCUGAAAAAAUACCUCUUGCCUUCAAUUAAAGCUACUGAAGAUGCAACAUUUAUCGUCUUGGAAAUAGAGAAAGCACUUAAAAAGACAGAACUUCAAGGUGAUACACUUGUAAUUUUGCAAAAAUUGUUCGUAGAAGAACCAACGGGAGACUUUUAUGACGACACCUAUGAAGCAAUAGACACUUUAAAGAAAAGAUGGAAAGAACUAACAGACAAAAUAUUGAUCUUCAGUGGAUCAAGAGGAAUAAAGAAAGAAAUGGAGGAAGAAUUUACACUGUAUGACCGAAAGUCCUGUUCGAGUCAAGGGGACGUACCAAAUGGCUCCCAAACUACACAACAACCUACCGAAGCUUCAUCUGAGACGGAAUCAGGAUCAUCUGAGAUGGAAUCAAAAGCAUUUAAGAGAAACCUUUUAUUUGAAUUAUAUUAUGCACAAAAGGAAGCAGCAAGAUUCCUUGAACUUGCAUAUUUGGCAUUGAAAGAAGACCCAAUAUUAGCACGAAAGGUUCGAAAAACUGCAGAUGAUGCUCAAAAUCAGCAUAUGAGGACGCAUGGUUUGAUGAUUGGCUACCAAGAUACUGCUAUGCAUGUAGUUAAAUCCAUGAUGCCACUUUUUAAGAAGGCCCUUGAAAAAAAGAAAGUGGAACUUAUUAAAAAGAUUUUAGAAAAAGUCUUGCGAUAUGUAAACAGAAUGAUCAAAGAAACUAAGGACACAACAGACAGGUACUAUGCUAUAAAAGGAGAAGUACAAGACCAGAUUUCUGAUAUAGUUGAUAAAAACAAAGAAGUGAAGAGUAUGAAAACCGACAUAGAAUUAGAAGCAAAACAAUUGAAAGAAUUACUACUUUCAAGGAAAGUCGAAUAUGACUUGUUACAAGUCAAAAUAGAAAAAAUUGCAGAGGAAAUAAAAGGAUUAGAAAAGAAGCAUCUUGAUUAUCUAGACAAAUCAAUUCAAACUGAAGAUUGUAAAGAAAGAGAAUCGAUAAUAGAUGGCCUAUUUAUUCCCGGAGCAUCAGUUGCUGCAGCUGCAUAUGGAGGUCCAGUUCUUGGUGGCGCUGUUCUGUUUGGAGGUUUGGUUGCAAGUCAUUGUAGGAGAAGUCAGGCAAGCAAGAAAGCUGUUGAUGCUGGUGAUAAAGUGGCAAAAAAAAUCGAAAAGUCAGAAAAUACUUUAGAUGAUGCUGAAAAAAGAAUGUUCAAGAUAAGAGACGAUUCGAUAGUAAAGAUAACAAUGCUGCGUAAACUGGUUUUAAAAAGUGCCAAUGAGAUCGAUGAAAAAAGCCUUGAAAAAGCCUGCCAAGAACUAGGAGUGGUAGGAGAGCAUUUUAAGAAAAUAGUUUUCUUUUGGGAAAACUUUGCUGUAAAACUCAAUACUUUAAUCGAAGAAAAUGAUGUUGUUGAGGCUCUUCUUGAGGAAAUCCAUGAUGAGGAUUUUAAAGCAGAUCUAGAUAAAUCAACUAAUAAUAUCACAGAGGUAUGGUCCAGUUUUGGAAUGGUUUGUGCCUACUAUGUCAACACAAGUGAACAAGAAAUUCAUGAUCUGUAUACUUUCUUGUCGGAUCCGGUUGACCAACUGUCUAUUGAGGAUUGUCAACGUAGGAAAGAAAAGGUGCUUGCUAUAAUGGAAGAUGAAGUGAAAACACUAAAACUAUAAAGAUUACAUUGCAGUCUUUUUUGCAUCUGUCAUGGACAACAGUUGAGACUUUUUGUUACCAUAAUUGCUGCAGUUGCUAAAUACUGAUUGUAUGCUACUUAUUUACUUUUAUAGCUGUUAACAAUGAAUUUAAGAACGUUUAGGUUUCUGUUAGAAAGCCUAGUGUUGUAGUUUGCUUUAGUUGGUGUGGUGUGUUUUCUUGACCAAUAUUUGUGAUAUCAUUACUUAAUGUAAUGUAGAAGUGUUAAUUGGGAAUAUCUUGUAAAUGUUUAUUUUCUGUCGGUCAUAACUUGCACAUUUAGAUACUGCUUUGUAAAAUAUGUAUCAUAUUUCUUACUUAAACGCAUAUGCACAAUUUUACAUGUAAAUGUAGUUGUAUCAUCGUAUUUUUAUACCCACGCACAACGAAGAUGUAAGGGGGAUAUACUGGAAUCAGCUUGUCCGUCCGGCCGUCCGUUGGUUUUUCCUUGUCCGCCCAAUAACUUAAGAUUCCUUUAACUCACAGUCUUCAUAUUUGGUAUUUAGAUUGGUCAUGAUUAGAAGAUGAUCUCUAUUGAUUCUAAGGUUACAAGGUCAAAGGUCAAGGUCACAGGGGCGCCAAAUAACUUUAAAGUCAUUUGACCCACAAUCUUCAUAUUUGGCAUGGAGGUUAGUCAUGAUGAGUAAAUGACCCCUGUUGAUUUUGAGGUCACUGAGUCAAAGGUGAAUGUCACAUGGACUUUGACUAAAAAGAGCUUGACCCCUCAAAAACUCAAGAUUCUUUUGACUCACAGUCUUUAUAUUUUGUAUUGAGAUUGGUCUUGAUAAGAAGAUGACCCCUAUUGAUUUUGAAGUCACCAGGUCAAAGGUCAAGGUGACAAAGACCUAAAAAAGCUUGUCCGUCCAAACACUUAGGAUUUCUUUUACCCACAGUCUUCAUAUAUGGCAUGGAGGUAAGUCAUGAUUAGUAGAUGAUCACUACUGAUUUUGAGGUCGUGGGUCAAAGGUCAAGGUCACAGGGGCCUUGAAUUAAAAGUUUGUCUGCCCAUUAACUUAAGAAACCUUUGACCCACAGUCUUCAUAUUUGGCAUGGAGGUUGAUCAUGACAAUAAGAUGACCCCUAUUGAUUUUGAAGUCACGGGUCAGAGGUCAAGGUAACAGGGGCCUUGACUUAAAAAAAUGUCCGCUCAAUUGCUUUAGAAUGCUUUGGUCAACAGUCUUCAUAUCUUGUAUUGAGGUUGUUUAUGACUAGCAGAUGACCCCUUUGAUUUUUAGGUCACUGUGUCAAAGGUCAAGGUCACAGGGAUUUUUUUACUAUAAUAACCUUGUCUGCUAAAAUGCUAAAGAACGCCUGUCCGCAGUGUAUUGAUUUUGACAUCUUCACAUUUGAAGCAUGUAGAAUACAUAAGUUAGCAAUGCACUUGCUUAGUAAUGGCAGAUUUGGCAGGGAGGUUGUCCUUCAGCUCUAAAUGGCCACUGUUGAUUCUGACAAAGUUGUAUGCGGGCAUAUUCAAGCCAUGACUGUGGCAGUUCUAGUUCCAUAUUGUCUCGUCAUGUCAUAUUAGCGCCCCCC